Molecule: messenger RNA, 1176 nt
Organism: Seminavis robusta
Lineage: Eukaryota; Bacillariophyta; Bacillariophyceae; Naviculales; Naviculaceae
Source: the annotation of a GenBank genome assembly
AUGAUGAAGCCGUUACUUCUGAUUAGUAGGUGUCGGCCAAGGAUAAGGCGUUCAUUAGCAUCUCCUAGCAACGGUAUCUCUAUAAUAGAAAGGCGGUGCGUGUCUACAGAUCCCCGUCCUUUUGAAGUCUUGGAGAAUACUAAUUUUGACUUGGAAGACGGCGACAGUGAUGGCGACGAACCGCACAACAAGAAACGGUUGGAUAUAGCUAUUGUGGGGUAUCCGAAUGCGGGCAAGUCUCAGUUAUUGAAUGCUCUCUUGGGUACCAAAGUGGCGGCGGUCUCUCGCAAACGUCACACCACUCGCAAUGGAAUUUUGGGCGUCCGAACACAAGACUCGACGCAGUUGGUCUUUUGCGAUACCCCUGGCUUUAUGACCCACGUCAAUGACAAGGUGGGUCGAGAUCUGGCCAUGACGGCCAAAGGACACAUGAGAAACGUGGAUCAUUCCUUGGUAGUGAUUGAUGCCGCCAAGGCCAAACUGUCUCCGGAUUACACGGAUACCAUUCGGUCUCUAUUAUGGAAUGCCGCCUCUACCAAAUUCUCCAUUGUACUCAACAAGGUGGAUCUCGUCAAACCCAAAACAAAACUACUCGAUGCGGCGCAGGUAUUUGGAAGCAUGGCCGAUCAAAUGAUUCUCGAAAAAAUGAAACACGCAAAUCCCCAAUUGGCACAGCACCCCAAUCUACCCCACACUCCUCCGCCCGCAUUAAUGCCGGAAAUCUUUUAUACCAACGCCCGACAAGGUCAGAACGAUCCGGGAGUCCAAGAUGUGAUUCACCAUUUACAAUCGGUAGCCGACGACAUGGCGGAAUAUCGUGAUUGGUUCCUGCCGGAAGCACACAUGGUCACACCCAUGGAUUAUGCCGCACGGGUCGAAGAAAUUAUUCGCGAAAAACUCUACCGACAAUUGCAUCGCGAAGUGCCGCAUCAAAUUCUACAACGCAAUCGACAGUGUGAGUUGGUACGAAAUGAUACUGAUAGUACUGGCGGCGUCUUGGUGAUUCAUCAAGAUUUGCUCGUGCGCACCAAGGCGCAUUUGCAAUUGUUGCAAAAAAGUGGAGGUACCAAUCUACUGCGCAUUCACGAUGCGGCUGUACCCGAGCUGAGACGGCUGUUUCAAUGUGAAGUAUUGUUGACAUUGACGGCCAAACUCAUCACCAAGAAUCGAAGAUAA